AUGCAGCAAUCUCCACAGAUGAUUCCGAUGGUUCCUUCAUUUCCCCCGACUAACAUCACUACCGAACAGAUCCAAAAGUAUCUUGAUGAGAACAAGAAGCUGAUAAUGGCGAUCUUGGAAAAUCAAAACCUCGGUAAACUUCAAGAAUGUGCUCAGUACCAAGCUCUUCUCCAAAAGAAUUUAAUGUAUCUCGCUGCAAUCGCUGAUGCUCAACCGCCGCCAGCAGCAGCAGCUGCACCAACACCAGGAGCCAUCACUCCCCAACCAAUGGCUUCUCAUGCGUCAUCAAUGCAGCCACCGCCUAGCUACUUCAUGCAGCAGCAGCAUCCACAAGCUAUGGGAAUGGCUCAACAAGUAUCUCCCGGGAUUUUCCCUCCGAGAGGUCCAUUGCAAUUUGGUAAUCUGCAUCAGUUUCAAGAUCCGCAGCAACAACACUUACAUCAACAAGCUAUGCAAGGUCACAUGGGGAUUAGACCAAUGGCUUUGAAUAAUAACAAUGGACUUCAGCAUCCAAUGCACCACCAGGAAACUCCACUUGGCGCAAAUGCGGGUGCGAAUGAUGCUCGAGGUGGAGGUAAACAGGACGGGACCAAUGUGAGCCAGAGUGGAGCUGAUGGGCAAGGUGGCUCAGCGGCUAGACAUGGCGGUGGUGAUGGAAAAAAUGAAGGAAAAUGA
This is a messenger RNA of Microthlaspi erraticum, 675 nucleotides long. The record is from the annotation of a GenBank genome assembly. NCBI's taxonomy places the organism in Eukaryota, Viridiplantae, Streptophyta, Magnoliopsida, Brassicales, Brassicaceae.